AUGUCAUUACAGUUCCACUGUGACUGGCUACUUACUGAAAAGCAUGGUUUGGAUGUUUCAAAGGUGCAUAUAUUGAUGAAUCUCCCAGCGAAGUCUUUAGAUUUUCUGCCACAUUUUCGAUCGCUUUUAGCUCAGAAGGAAACGGUUAAAAGACAGCAAGCUGAUAACGACUUUCCAAAUCAGUGGUAUGCUGAAAAAGGAGUAUCACUGGUAAGGGAAAAAAUAGGAGUCGACGAUUUUGAAAUACACAAUAUCCAAUUUGUACGGCGAGUUGCUGCUCGUAAGUGGAUGCUUUGUGUCUCCUUUGAGUUGCCCCUCAAAUUGCUUCUUGGUCUUACAGACCAAUUGAGAGAUGGUGAAUCAAGAGGAACGGUAGCUGUCGCAAAUAUCGUUCACUGCAAUACAGAUUUUGCUGGAAACGCUCAGAAAGCUGCGACUCAAAAACGGGAAUUUUCUGUUACUACUCAAUUGCCUGAAAAACGUGAAGUUUUUGAGCCAGUGUUGAAAAAAGGGAAGGAAGAAUAA
Enterobius vermicularis (human pinworm) is the source of this 525-nucleotide messenger RNA. The record is from the annotation of a GenBank genome assembly. Lineage: Eukaryota; Metazoa; Nematoda; Chromadorea; Rhabditida; Oxyuridae.